AUGGAGGAGAGAUUGUCUGAAGCUGAGGAAUGGAGAUGUUCUCACUUAUGUUGCCUCCUACUUCUCUACACUUUCUCCGGCGUCAAAUUGGUAUUAGAGCACGAUUCAAUAGCUGGUCGUCAUCGACGUGGACCAAAUGUUGAGUCUUCUAUAGCUCGAGAAAGAGACCUACGAGACGUGGAGGUGGAUGAUUUAAGGAGACAAGUGCAGCAACUGCAAGAGCAUUUGCAACGCUUUGAACUUCUGGAACGUGAUGAUUUGCGUCACGAUUCAGAAGAUGCUCUUUCUGAUGAAGAGGAUGUUAACCUUUUCACUGGCGCUCGAAGUCAUGCUUCGAGUGAGGAGGGACUUCCUCGACGUCAGUAUCGAAGGUUUCAAGAAAGUCAGCAAGAUUCCUAUGUGAAGGUUGAAAUUCCUGAAUUUGAGGGGAAGAUGCAACCGGAAGAAUUCAUGGAUUGGUUACACGCGGUAGAAAAAAUCUUUAACUACAAAGAAAUACCAACUGAUCGGAAGGUGAAACUAGUCGCCAUCAAGCUCAAAAAACAUGCGUCUAUUUGGUGGAAGCACUUGAAGAAGCAAAGAGCUUGUGAAGGAAGAAGCCUUUCACAAUCUCAAACAAAAGGAACUGUCCAUGGAAGAAUAUACUUGGAAUUUAAUCACCUCAUGAUGAUUUGUGAUAUUUCUGAGCCUGAGGAGCAAACUGUUGCCUGCUACCUUGGUGGACUUCGCUCAGAAAUUGGUAAUGUUGUCCAACUUCAACCUUACUGGACUUAUAAUGAUGUUUGCCAACUUGCUUUAAUGGUGGAACGGCAACUUAAAAAAGCUCGUGGUUGUGGCUCUCGAUAUCGAGACAAGGAGGGCUAUUCCAAAAGUGGGAGUAUUCCUACUAAAAAUAAAACAGCCGCUUCAAAGUCCACUCCUAAGAAUGAAGGAGCAUCGAGUUCAAAGCACCCUAACUCUAUCCGAUGUUUCAACUGCCAAGGAUUUGGACAUAUUGCCUCUGAUUGUCCAAAUCGUAAGAUUGUCUUUCUAGUAGAAGAAGAGCAUGAAGAAGACAAUUUCGAAGACUUCCCUAGUUCCAAUGAAGGAUUGGAAGAGGGAAAUAAAGUUAUCUAUGGAGAUCAAGGAGAGUCUCUAAUCCUUCGUCGGGUCUUGAAUGCUAUUCCUAGUGAAGAUGGUAUGUGGCUUCGCAACAACAUUUUUCACACUAGAUGUGCUUCUCAUGGGAAUGUUUGUGAUGUUAUUAUCGAUGGAGGAAGCUGUGAGAACGUCAUGGCUACAACAAUGGUAGAUAAAUUGCACCUCAAGAUAGAGAAACACCCACAACCUUACAUGCUCUCUUGGCUUCGCAAAGGGAAUGAGGUAAGGGUUGAUAAACGAUGCCUUAUUCAAUUCUUCAUUGGAAAAAAACAUAAUGAUGAAGUAUGGUGCGAUGUUGUUCCCAUAGAUGCUUGCCAUUUGCUUCCUGGGAGGUCGGGGCAAUUUAAUAGAAAGACUAAGCAUGAUGGUUUCAAAAAUACUUAUACUUUCAAAAAGGAUGGAGUCAAAAUCACUUUGGGUCCUUCUAAAAUAGAGAGCACUCCUAAACUAUCCAAUGGGGAGGGAAAUAAUUUACUCUCCAAAUCUGAAGUUGAUAAGGCUUUGGAAGAUUUCUUGGAGACAUAUGCUCUUGUGGUGUUAGAAGAGAAUGAAGAACAUUAUGUCGUUCCUUCUCAAGUAGCACCUCUUCUCCAAGAAUUCAAGGAUGCUGUUUCGAAAGAAAUUUCGCCCGGAGCCGUCAUUCCAAACAAAGCCGCCUACCGAAUGAUAUCUAAAGAGCAUGAAGAGCUUCAACGACAAGUGGAUGAACUCUUGGCUAAAGGAAUGGUGAGAGAAAGCAUGAGUCCAUGUGUUGUCCCAGCUCUUCUCGUGCCGAAGAAGGAUGGGUCUUGGCGCUAUAUUGUCUCUGAAGAUGGCAUCAAGAUGGAUCCUAGCAAGGUGGAAGCAAUUAUAAGCUGGCCCAUUCCGACAUCUAAACAUGACAUUCGGAGUUUCCAUGAUUUUAAUAAAGUAUUUGAAGUUGAUUGUGAUGCUUCCAAUGUGGGGAUUGGUGCGGUUCUUAGCCAAGAAAGAAAACCUAUUGCAUUCUUUAGCGAAAAGUUGAAUAAUUCCCGUAAGAAUUACUCUACUUAUGAUAAGGAAUGUUGUGCUAUUGUUCGAGCUUUGGAUCAUUGGCAACAUUAUCUGUUGUUUAAAGAAUUUGUUCUCUAUUUGGAUCAUGAAGCCUUGAAGUGUGUAAAUACUCAACAUAAGCUCAACAAUCGGCAUGCCAAGUGGGUAGAGUUUCUUCAAGCUUUCACUUUUCUUAUUAAACAUAAAGCUGGAACUCUUAAUUGA
Syzygium oleosum is the source of this 2376-nucleotide messenger RNA. RefSeq lists its product as uncharacterized. Bases 1 to 2376 code for a protein of 791 amino acids. NCBI's taxonomy places the organism in Eukaryota, Viridiplantae, Streptophyta, Magnoliopsida, Myrtales, Myrtaceae. The transcript has 6 exons. Gene Ontology annotation, molecular function: nucleic acid binding; zinc ion binding. The record is from RefSeq and is a predicted model, not a curated record.